GGAUACCGCACGAUCUCUGGGGAGUCGGCGAACCUCCUUGCCGGAUUACCGCCGUGGGAUCUGGAGGCGAAGGUGCUCGCGCGCGUGCACAGCAUGCGCGCGGAGGCACGUCGCCGGGGCGAAACUCCGCUGCCGCGCCAGAUAAGUGCGUGGCGGGAUGAGCUCCGGCGCGAUCUCAUGGCGGAAUGGCAGCAACGACUGUCGCAACCGAGGGCUGGGCUCGCUGCCAUCGCAGCGGUAAGUCCCCUCUUUGAGGAGUGGCUUGAGAGACGCUACGGCGUCCUCACCUACCGCCUGACGCAGGUCCUCACCGGACAUGGCAGUUUCGGGAGGUACCUGUGUCUGAUGGGGCGGGAGGAAACGCCCGGGUGUCAUCACUGCGAGGACCGCCCUGAGGACACGGUGGAACACACGGUGGGAGAAUGCCCUUCGUGGGCUGAGCACCGCCGUGUCCUCAGGGAAGUGAUCGGCGAUGGCGACCUCUCGCGUCCGGGCCUAGUGCAGGCCAUGAUGCGGAGCGAGGGGGAUUGGGAUGCCGUCUCCUCCUUUUGCGAAGCAGUCAUGCUAGCUAAGGAGGAGGCGGGACGCGUGAGGCAGCGAAGCGCUGCCUCCUCGCAA
Spodoptera litura is the source of this 618-nucleotide messenger RNA. The record is from RefSeq and is a predicted model, not a curated record. NCBI's taxonomy places the organism in Eukaryota, Metazoa, Arthropoda, Insecta, Lepidoptera, Noctuidae.